Molecule: messenger RNA, 216 nt
Organism: Aspergillus ruber CBS 135680
Lineage: Eukaryota; Fungi; Ascomycota; Eurotiomycetes; Eurotiales; Aspergillaceae
Exons: 3
Source: RefSeq, a predicted model, not a curated record
CAAGAAAUUCAAAAGUCUCAGAAAGAUGUCCAGAUCUUAGAGUCUGAUAUCAGAAAGCGCAAUGCAUAUAGUUAUUAUCGGUCAAAGGCUUCUUUCUUUAGGAAAGGCCUUGCGUGUGUUGAUCAACUUCCAACCUGCAAAGCAGUUUUUAAAAGAUAUAAUCAGAUGGAUGUUCAUGGAGAAUACGCGCCAUUCAUUGGCUGUAUAAAUGGAUCA